AUGAGGGAGGAGCGUGUUGAAUUGGCUCCUCAAGAAUCAGAGCCCCGUUUUGCAGGACAAGUGAAAUUUUCAGGUGCUUGUAGUACUGGACGCGCUGAUACCAGGGUUGUUGACCCAGAAAAACCUCCUGUGGAUGACUCGAGCCAUUGUUCGACCUCACCAUUGUGUCCUGCACCACUUACCCGUCAGUUUUGGAGAGCUGGGAACUAUGAUGUAGGACAUUCUGUCAAACCAAGCAUUCAAAAAGGCACAAGUUAUUUGCACGUGCACCCGAAAUUUCUCCAUUCAAAUGCUACUUCACAUAAAUGGGCGUUUGGUGCGAUUGCAGAGCUCCUUGACAAUGCUGUUGAUGAGAUGCAAAAUGGGGCUACCUUUGUCAUUAUGGAUAGAAUUACGAAUCCGAAGGAUGGAAGUUCGGCUUUCCUCAUUCAAGACGACGGUGGAGGAAUGGAUCCCGAAGCAAUUCGCCGCUGCCUUAGUUUUGGCUUUUCAGAGAGGAAGUCAGACUCAGCUAUUGGCCAGUAUGGAAAUGGUUUCAAAACCAGUUCUAUGAGGCUCGGGUCGGAUGUUAUUGUUUUCAGUCGUUGCAAAAAGAACAGGACCAUAACAAAGAGCGUGGGACUUCUAUCAUAUACAUUUUUGAUACAGACAGGCCAUAAUCAGAUUGUAGUGCCUAUGGUCCAUUAUGAAUACAAUGAUAGUAAUGAGUGGAAAUCAUUACACAAUACACAACAACAUAUGACUAAUAUAUCGUUGUUGUUGCGUUGGUCUCCAUACUCAACCGAAGCUGAGCUUCUGAAGCAAUUUGAUGAUGUUGGUGACCAUGGAACAAAAAUUGUGGUUUAUAACUUAUGGCUUACUGAUGAUGGCAAGAUGGAACUUGACUUCGAAACAGAUCCACAGGACAUUCGUAUCUCUGGGGAAGCAAAUAAAAAUGAGAAAAAUGGCUCUAGAAUGGCUAUUAGUGAUGAGCAUCUUGCUAACCGACUUCGUUUUUCACUUCGGGCAUACUUGUCCGUCUUGUAUUUACGCGUCCCAGAGAACUUCUUUAUAUUGUUGCGAGGACAAGUUGUGGAGUAUCAUAGUAUCGCAAGUGAUCUCAAAUUUCCGGAGGUCAUUUUAUACAAACCUCAGAAUUCUGGAAAUAUAGAGGGGACAGUUCUUACAACAAUUGGGUUCUUGAAGGAAGCUCCACUUGUAAACAUACAUGGUUUCAAUGUUUACUACAGAAACCGCUUAAUAUUGCCAUUUUGGCACGUGGUUAGCUAUUCUGACAGUAGAGGCAGAGGUGUUGUUGGUGUUUUAGAAGCAAAUUUUAUCAAACCAACACACAAUAAACAGGACUUCGAGAAAACUCCGGUGUUUCAAAAGCUUGAGCAUCGUAUGAAAGAAAUGACUUGGGAGUACUGGGACUAUCAUUGUCACCUCAUUGGUUAUCAGGCUAAAAAGAAAAUUCGGGCAGUCACAUCUAACUCUACAUCCGAUCUAGAAGAACGUCCUGGUUCAUAUGAACCUGUUCUAUUAAGUAGCAACGGAUCCUCUGUUCAUGGAGCACCCUUCAAAAGGAAAGAGAACAAUCAUCUAGUAGAACCUGAAAGGUUCAGGAGAAAAGUUGGAGUUGGAGCUAAAGCUGUAUUGAGCGAUAAAGAAAUUAUUUCAGUAGCAGUGGCAGCAAAUGAAUCUGAAAACCGGGGAGCUGAUAAGUUGAUUCAAGAAAACAAGAAGCUCUCUGCUCAGUGCUUGGAAUAUGAAAAAAGAGCAGAAGAACUAAAUACUAAGGUGCAAAAGUUCAAGUAUAUUUAA
Messenger RNA from Oldenlandia corymbosa var. corymbosa, 1803 nucleotides. The record is from the annotation of a GenBank genome assembly. NCBI's taxonomy places the organism in Eukaryota, Viridiplantae, Streptophyta, Magnoliopsida, Gentianales, Rubiaceae.